Rubroshorea leprosula is the source of this 1537-nucleotide messenger RNA. The record is from the annotation of a GenBank genome assembly. NCBI's taxonomy places the organism in Eukaryota, Viridiplantae, Streptophyta, Magnoliopsida, Malvales, Dipterocarpaceae.
GCUUGCGCGCGUCUGUACGAUCACCACUCUAAACCUACCGGCUACGGUGAAGAACACCACUGUGGUGGCAGAUCUGACUUCCACUCUCUCUUCCCGCUCGUAACCAGCCUCACAAUAGUCUUCUCAGAGGACUCUAGAAGAUAAGAGAGAGCUUCUGUCAUCUGCUAUGGCAGCUUCUGUAAAACCUUUCACCGUUGAGAAUCAUACCCAAAAUGGGGACUGGACAGUUGUUUUACCUCGCCGUGGCAGGAAAAAAAAGAAUAUCCCAAAGGUAACAGCAAUGGAAGAACAAGAACGGCCAUGGGUUCCAACAGAUCUUCAAAUUGAUCUUGAUACAAAAUCAAAGCUAAUCAAGAAGAUGCAGAUCUGUAUGAAGAGGAUUGAGGGCUCACAAUUUUAUCUUACUUUCUUGGAUCAAAUGCAGACUCCAGAAGUCCUGAAUUCCUUUCGAAGGGUUUUGGGUUCUGAAUUGAAAUUGAAGAUGGUUAUAUAUGGCAUUGGCAGUAUUGAAUCAUAUGAAGCCCCUAGAUUUCAGCUCAGCCUAGCAAUUUUGAUGAAAAGAAGGUUCAGCUGGAUAGGUGACAUAGAGGUCUUUGAUCCAAUUCUUUCUGCAACAGAAUCUUGUGUCUUGGAGGAGUUUGGUUGUUCUGUCCUGUCAGUAAAUGAGCAAGGUAAGCGACAUGUUCUGAAGCCAACACUUUUUUUUAUGCCACACUGUGAGGCAGUGCUGUACAACAAUCUUUUAAAGGCGAAUUGGACUCCAGAGUCAUUGAACCAUAUGCUGUUAUUUGGGAACAGCUUCGAGACAUAUGAGCAGAAUGUCUCAAUGUUUAAGAACCCAUCUAUUGUUAAUUCAGCUAUGCACAUCUUAGCUGCUCGAAAAUUCGCUGUUGAAUUCAGAAUCAAGACAGUUUCAGAUGAUUAUUUUCCAGCAUUUCAUGAUUCAAGUUGGCAUUUUUUCAGCCCUAACCAUGAGGCAGAACUGCAGAUGAACUGAAUUUCAGGUUAUGGUUGUUUCUUGAUCAACUGAAGCAUAUAUUGUCUGCAUUGGAAAUGAUUCUACAUUGGUCUCAUAACAGCCUGCAGAAUUUGUUCUUUGGUAAAAUCCAAAGGGUAUUUAUUUUCUUAAAUGUGAGGGAAUUUAUGUUCAAAGAGAUCCCUUUUGAUCACAACUGGGGGUGAGCAUCAAUACAGUACUGGACAGGUUCUCUGCUGUACCACUUUUAUUUCAAGGCUGCAGUUUAAAAAAUUAGGUGUUUAAGUGCUGGGAAAGAUUUUGAUAAUUGAUUUCAUUUAAAAAAAAAAAAGAGAGAAGAAGAUAAUAAUUCUUCUUGAAGAAAAUUGAAGGAAAGUUUGUAUCUUUGUAUAUUUUGUGAAGAUUUUACUAAUUCAACUAGGAAUCUUUGGAGAUUUUUUGGCUCAAGUUUUCAUUUGUUGAUUUGAUCACUUAUUCUUGGGAUGAUUUAUUUUUUAUUUGGCCAUAUUCUUGGGAUGAUCUUGUUACAUGAAAUCUUGUCAAGAAAACUAAAGUACUCUU